Molecule: messenger RNA, 351 nt
Organism: Symbiodinium sp. CCMP2456
Lineage: Eukaryota; Dinophyceae; Suessiales; Symbiodiniaceae
Source: the annotation of a GenBank genome assembly
AUGAGAGCUGCAAGGCCCGGCAAUGCCCACAAAGUCUUCGCAGCUUGCAAGUCCGUUUCCUUUUGCCUGCAGGAAUUAGCAGAGGCUUUGAAGACAAACACUGCCAUCACCUUCAUCGGACUCGGGCACACGCACAUCGGACCCCAGGGCGGUAAGGCCCUCGCAGAUGCAUUGAUGGUNNUCUCCCUGUACUCGAACAACAUCGGAGCCGAGGGCUGCAAGGCCCUGGCAGACGCUCUGAGGACCAAUCACACCGUCAAAAGCAUCGACGUCGCCUUGAAUGGCUUGUCUGCGCUCGAGCUCGUCUCGUUUCGCUUUUUGGUUUCCCUACUCCGUCAGAAGGAGGCUUAA